GAGAAUUUUCGUUUUAAUACUCUGUUUAUGCGCUCUACAACGCUACAAGGAGAACAAAAUUAAUAUGCAUUUGGUAGUUAUAUUGUUUUAUUAAAUAUUUUCUUCUGAACCAUCGUUGACGACGAUGUGGUUGAGUUAGAAUUUUACUUCAGCUGGAAACCUAGGAACCAAAAAUACAUAGGAAGUGAAUAAUAAUUGUCUUCCUUUUGUGUUUAUUUUUUUUUUGAGUGCAACAUUGCCACAUUUGCAAACAUGAUAAGAAUGCUAUUAGUUGCCGCUGUUAUCGUCAACUCGGUAUAUUCAGCUAACGAUACGGACGGAGGAGGCGCAUGUGCCCCACCCUGGGUGCAGUUUGAGGACCAGUGCUACACGGAACCGGCUUACACCCCAGCGAACUUCAAGACAUGGAGCGAUGCUAAAGACGAUUGCAGGAAUAUAGGUGGAGACUUGGCCAUCGUCAAUUCUCCACAUGCUCAGGCAUUUCUCACGGCUGCUAUGGAGUAUGAACAACAAGAUGUUUGGAUUGGAUUAUCAAACGGUCAGUCAAAUCCGAAUUUUACUUGGACGGACGGUUCGUCACUCAACUACACGAACUGGGGUCGCGAGCAACCGGACGGUUAUCCGGAGAGUACCGGGACAAAUCCACCGGCAUGUGUUGUGAUGAUGUCGAUCAAAACAGAGGCUGGAAAAUGGAACGAUCAGAACUGUGUUAGAGAACUACCUUAUUACUGCCAGAAACCAGUAGAUCCCAGCUUGACACCCCCUCCAUCAGGCGGCAUAUCGCUUUGCAGACCGGAUUACAUAACCUACUUCCAGGGCUGCUUCAAGUAUGUCUCCGAUGAUCUGAACUAUGACGAGGCUGAGGCCGCUUGCGCAAAAGACAAUACGCAUCUCGCCACUAUCGUUGACGCGUACGAUGAGGCUUUCAUCGAGACUCUCAUGUACGAAAACGGACACGAUUCGGCAUGGAUAGGACUACGCAAAAAUCCGGAGGAUACUGUCUACGAAUGGAACGACGGUUGGCCCGUCUACUACACCACUUGGGGUGCAGGGGAACCCUCCGGUGGGGAGGGGGAGGGGUGCGUCGAAGCCACCACCCUAGGGCAUUGGGAUGAUACAGUGUGCACUAAGGGACAACCCUAUAUCUGCAAGUACACAGACACGUCGAUGCCAGUACCGGGCCCCACAUCGGAUGGUUACUGCGAGAACGGGUGGAUAGAGUACGGUUCGCAUUGCUAUCUCUUUGUGACGCACAUCGACGAAGUGACGCGAACGUGGUCCGGUGCUAGCGUCGACUGCGACACGAAAGACGCAACGCUCCUGACGGUGCACAACGAAGACGAAAACGAUUUUAUUCUCCGGCAGUUGAGCAAGAGAAGUGCGGCCGGUGAUUUGACAGGGCCCCAUGUAGAGGCAGAGGGUGACUUGUGGUUAGGAGUCACGAGGAAUGACGAAGGAGGUUUCGAGUACUUGGAUGGUGAACCAGUGAAUUAUGUAAAUUGGGGUACGGGAGAACCACACGAUGGCCAAAGCACUGAUUGUGUUGUCAUGCAAAGCGACAUCGUUGGACAUUGGGCGACGUCGCAGUGCGGUGUCGUUAUGAAAUAUGGGUGCAAGAAAGCGAAACUUCCUGUAACCCCCUCGCAACCCAAGACUGAGGGAACUAAGCAGCCAACAACUAGCACACUAACAACACCAUCGAUGUCCACAACUAAUAUUCCCGGAAACCCUUCAGUCGGCCUAUCAGCCGGGGCCAUCGCCGGUAUCGUCAUCGCAUUCGUUGUCGUCGCCGGGUCCCUCGCUUCUGUGGUUGUCUGGUUCAUCAUGACCAAACGGAAGUCUGUGCCACACUCACAGUUCAACGAUGAAGCAAUUGACAUCUCCGGCUCAAAACCGUAAACGACAACAACAACAACAACAACAACACCAUCAACUAUAACAAUACUAUCAACCACGACAAGACGAAAAAGAAGAAGAAGAAGGAGAAGAACUACAAAAACAACAACAACAAAUCCAUUUUCAUUUUCAUUUUGACAAAAGACAAUAAUCACGGCAGUGCGUUGAUAAUGGAUGAAUUUAAGUGCCUUCGAGUGUUAAAACUGAAAUGAUGUAGAUAUCAUGAAAAUACGUUGACGAGUUUAUGAAGACCAUAAACACAAUUUGACGGUUCUUGGACUCCUACCCACUGGACAACUACCCCUAGGACGACUACCCCCUAGGACAACUACAGCU
Molecule: messenger RNA, 2232 nt
Organism: Strongylocentrotus purpuratus (purple sea urchin)
Lineage: Eukaryota; Metazoa; Echinodermata; Echinoidea; Camarodonta; Strongylocentrotidae
Product: macrophage mannose receptor 1
Exons: 11
Coding region: 253-1899 (548 amino acids)
Molecular function (GO): signaling receptor activity
Source: RefSeq, a predicted model, not a curated record